GUGUGUGAUCCAACAACGUCUUUGUUAUAUAAAACCAAACCUAUUAUUUCGCAACAGACAUUGACUCUAAAGAGAUAAAAGACUUAAAAAGAUAGGCUAGUGAGUGAAGCCCCGUAGGUUUUAACGUUUCAGACUCUUUGAGGAGGAGAUGGAUCCAACGACGCCGUUUCUUGGCAAUGAGGUAAAGGAGGAUUACUCGCCGGCGAGGACCCUGAGCGAGGUGAAGCGAGUCUUUUCUAUGGAGUCAGCCAAGCUGUGGAAGAUCGCUGCUCCUAUAGGUUUCAACAUCAUCUGCCAGUACGGCGUCACCUCCUUCACCAACAUCUUUGUUGGCCACAUCGGCGAGAUAGAGCUCUCCGCCGUCUCCAUCUCUCUCUCCGUCAUUGGCACCUUCUCCUUUGGCUUCUUGCUUGGCAUGGGAAGUGCGCUUGAAACACUUUGUGGCCAAGCCUUUGGAGCUGGUCAAGUCCACAUGUUAGGCGUCUACAUGCAGAGAUCAUGGAUUAUUUUAUCCGUUUCAUGCAUCUUCCUCCUUCCUAUCUACAUCUUCGCCACACCCGUCUUGAGACUUCUCGGUCAAGCAGAGGAGAUUGCUGUUGCAGCUGGAGAGUUCACUCUUCUAACCAUCCCUCAGCUCUUCUCGAUGGCUUUCACUUUCCCUACCUCAAAGUUCCUUCAAGCGCAGAGCAAAGUCAUCGCCAUCGCUUGGAUUGGUUUCGUCGCUCUUAUCAUGCACGUUGCUAUGCUCUGGCUGUUCAUAGUUGUGUUUGGUUGGGGAACAAACGGUGCCGCUUUGGCGUUUAGUAUUACGAACUGGGGAACAGCGAUCUCUCAGAUUGUUUAUGUGAUUGGUUGGUGUAAUGAAGGGUGGACUGGCUUGACUUGGUUGGCUUUUAAAGAGAUUUGGGCUUUUGUAAGGCUCUCUAUUGCGUCUGCUGUUAUGCUUUGUCUUGAGCUUUGGUAUAUGAUGAGUAUCAUUGUCCUUACUGGUCGUCUUGACAACGCUGUCAUCGCUGUUGAUUCCCUUUCUAUAUGCAUGAAUGUUAACGGUGUGGAGGCUAUGUUGUUCAUUGGAAUAAACGCUGCUAUAAGUGUCCGUGUCUCUAAUGAGCUUGGGUUAGGCCGUCCACGAGCAGCUAAAUACUCUGUCUAUGUAACGGUGUUCCAGUCUCUCCUCAUUGGUCUUGUCUUUAUGGUGGCUAUCAUCAUAGCCAGAGAUCAUUUUGCUAUCAUCUUCACAAGCAGCGAAGUACUAAAACGGGCAGUGUCUAAGCUAGCUUAUCUUCUUGGCAUAACCAUGGUUCUUAACAGCGUGCAGCCAGUUAUUUCCGGUGUGGCUAUUGGAGGUGGUUGGCAAGGCUUAGUGGCUUAUAUCAACUUGGGUUGUUACUACAUUUUUGGCCUUCCCUUUGGGUAUCUUCUUGGUUACAAAGCAAACUUGGGAGUGAUGGGACUUUGGGGUGGAAUGAUAGCAGGAACAACGCUUCAAACGUUGUUACUGAUAGUUGUUGUAUACAAGACAAACUGGAAUAAAGAGGUGGAGGAGACAAUGGAACGUAUGAAGAAGUGGGGAGGGAGUGAAACAAAGGAUUUAAUUGCAUGAUUUGUGGUUUCUCUUUUGUUUAGCUUUGAAAAUGAAUAUGUAGCUCUAAGGCUUUUUUGUUUGUGUUCUCUCAUUGGUUUGGUACCACCAGUAGUAACUUUAUUAGGCUCUAGGAAACUGCUCGACCAGUGAAGUAACAAACGGUGCUUUUGCUAUUUUCUUCCAAAAGAAAAGAUAAAUGCAACUGAAACCUACCAAAUGUCA
Molecule: messenger RNA, 1807 nt
Organism: Brassica oleracea var. oleracea
Lineage: Eukaryota; Viridiplantae; Streptophyta; Magnoliopsida; Brassicales; Brassicaceae
Product: protein TRANSPARENT TESTA 12-like
Exons: 7
Coding region: 149-1603 (484 amino acids)
Biological process (GO): xenobiotic detoxification by transmembrane export across the plasma membrane
Cellular component (GO): membrane
Molecular function (GO): xenobiotic transmembrane transporter activity; antiporter activity
Source: RefSeq, a predicted model, not a curated record